Molecule: messenger RNA, 2250 nt
Organism: Scaptodrosophila lebanonensis
Lineage: Eukaryota; Metazoa; Arthropoda; Insecta; Diptera; Drosophilidae
Product: RNA polymerase II degradation factor 1
Exons: 6
Coding region: 1-2250 (749 amino acids)
Source: RefSeq, a predicted model, not a curated record
AUGAACUUGCAACGGACGCGCGGCUUGGCGCAAGGGGCGCUGGGGGGCGGUGUGGGGCGUCGCCUGCGCCAACUCAAUCAUAAGAAAUUACACAAAACGCCGGCAGCGACGGAGACCGAGACGGCAAUUGUGGCUACAUGCACGCUACUCUCCGCCAGCUCGGCUCAGUCGCUACCACGUUCUGGCGGCAGUCGCCGAAGACCAGGGCAAGCAGGCACUUCGGCCAUCGAGGAGGUCAGCGAGAAGGCCAGUGUGCCGGACCAGUUGGCAAUGGCAGCCGGCCGAGCAGAGGGACGCAACUACCAGAGACGGGGACUGGGCUCCAGGCCAAAGGAUGUGACCACUGACUACAGUUAUGGCCAGCUGGAGAUGAAUCUGAUACGGCCCGAUAGUGAGACCCCGAGGCAGCAUGCAAAAAUCAGCGCCCACUACAGCAGUAGUCUGAGCACAAACACCGGCUCAACUACAACCAUGAGCGGAGAAACGACGGCACUAGAGGAUUCACAGUCGGCGGCUGAGUACGUGGCCAAUGCCAUGAAGAUGGCUUAUGGUGCACGACUUAAGGAGCCCAUACGAAUAGCACCCAUAACUGAGCGCCAGCAGCAGCAGCAAGAACAGCAACAGCAGCAAGAACAGCAACAGCAACAAGAACUUCUUCAGGCUGAAUUGCAAGCCCAGCUCGCUCAACAAGCGCUCAUGUUGGCCCAAGAACAGCAGCAAACUAUGGAGUCAGCCAGUACUCCCUCCCAGCCAUCGCCAGCACCCGUAUAUGAGAAGGACCGUUCCUACGAUAUCUACGGUGGCUCCCAAAACGCCGCAAGUGGAUCGGACGUUGAGCGACUAUAUCGCACCAAGUAUUUCUAUCCACAACAGCAGCCGCAACUCUAUCGCAAUCUCGAGCACGAGGCCGAGGAGAAGGUGCGUGUGUCGGCCUCCACUGAAAUACCCAAGUCGGAGAUAAUGAAACAGAUCGAGAAAUCGGUCAUUAAGUACAUGCAGGAGCUGCAGGCAGAGGGCAAGAUCAUCACGACGCAGCAGGAAACGCAGCCACAAACCAAGACUUACUACAAACUGCUACCUUUACCCCUGGCCAGUGGCGGCAGCGGCAGCAGUGGGAGCAGCAAUAAUGGUGGUGGUAGUGGCAGCAGUUCGAGCGAGGAGAAGCGCUAUUCCAGCACCACGGUACGGCCAAAAUACAGCAAUCCACCACCCGCACACUCACACUCACAUCAUCUGCAGCAGUCGAAGCAGUCGAACCAUCAGUCGGCAAAGCAACAGCGCUAUCAGUCGGAGACAGAGACCGCCUACCAGGCACCCGAACUAACGGCCGAUGCACUGGCGCCCAAUGUGGAGUUCAUCUACAAAAUCAAGACGCGAGCACCACUGCAAACUGCCACGGUGAAGACCGUCUCCAAGCCAUACACACUGCCACUGAAGAGCAGCGCCCAUGCGGAGCACUUCGAUCACAAUGCGGCACUGAAGAACAUCGAGGAGUUCGAUCUAUCGCAUGUGGUCACAACACCGGAACAAGAUGAACGCCUGCUGGGACCCGCGACGAACAAGCCACACAAACUUUAUUUCAAUUCAGAGAUUUAUCACGACAUCAACUCGCUGCCCUACAAGCCGGAGAAGCUGCGUGGCGGUGGUGGUGCUGGUGGACCCGAAUACAGGCACAAGCUGAAGGCAGCCGCUGAACUGCAUCCGGACUACAAGGGCUAUACGGGUUACUUUGCUGAGCCAGCACCCAACCCGAGCUCAAUGGAAUCGGACAAGCAGCUGCCAAGUGCUGUGGGCGGCGAAAUGGGCGGCACCGGUGGCCCCGACGAUGGCUACCCACUCCACAAUCCGUACCAGUAUGUGCUUAAAAAGGAACCGCUGCCGAACAAGUACGACGAUCCACAUGUCGAAAAUUGGGGCGAACAGCCGCUGCGUCUAGUGGUGCCCAAGCCAGGCGGUGUCUAUAAGAAUGGCGGUGGUUCUGUGGGCUCCAGCAGCAUGGAGUACGACAGCUAUAGCCCAAAGUUUAACCACAAUCCGGAGGGAUAUGGCUACCAGCACACCUACAAGACGCAGCUUAUACGUGGUGUCGGUACUCCAUCCAAUAAACGUGGCAAGCGGGGCGGUGGCGCCCAUCCUGCUGCUACAACAGGCGGGAACGUGACUGGCAAAAAGACCGUACGUGGCGGCAAAGGCAAGCUAGCCAAGGAUCUGGAGGCCAGUCUUUCGUUGCGACCGCCCCCAAAGAAAUAG